Exophiala aquamarina CBS 119918 is the source of this 3387-nucleotide messenger RNA. Its product is annotated as prostaglandin-endoperoxide synthase 1. Gene Ontology annotation, biological process: response to oxidative stress. The record is from RefSeq and is a predicted model, not a curated record. Gene Ontology annotation, molecular function: monooxygenase activity; iron ion binding; peroxidase activity. The coding region runs from base 1 to 3387 and encodes 1128 amino acids. Lineage: Eukaryota; Fungi; Ascomycota; Eurotiomycetes; Chaetothyriales; Herpotrichiellaceae. The transcript is spliced from 3 exons.
AUGGCACUCUUCCGGUCGCUAUCCUCUAAGCUCAAGAGGAGGCAUGGCGCUCACGCCAAGGACUCUCGCACAAAUGGCGCCCUGUCUGCUGUAGAUGAGACGAAGCAGCAGUCCCUGGUCAAUGGGGAACACACCGACCAUGCUGAACCAUCUCCGAACACAACUGCCACAGGCCAAGAAAGUCCAGAUUGGGCUUAUGCUCACUCCUCGACUAAUGAAGCUGCUCCUCGUGCACCUCCGACAUCCAACAGGGGAGAUGAUGUUCGUCCAGCCAGCCGCAAAGAUGUUGAAAGCACCUUUCAACAGUUCGCUCAUCUUAUUCAUGUUUCGCGCCGUCCUCUACCCACCCAAUCUGGUGAUGGGCAGUACCUCGGGACUGAGGAGCAAUCCGGGAUACUCGCUGACCUCAAAGCUCUUGGACCGAACGACGUGAAGAAAGUCAUGCACAUCUUGGAGGACAAAGUCAGCGGAAAGGCACAGGAUGACCGCAAAAUGCACUUGGAAGAGAUCAUGCAACUAGUUGCAGCUCUGCCUGAUCGUUCGGCUCAUCGGGUAGAGCUGACAAGCUUGCUUCUGGACAAACUAUGGAAUUCACUGCAACAUCCACCAAUGUCCUACUUGGGAGAUGAAUUUCGUUAUCGCUCGGCCGAUGGUUCAAACAACUCGUACAUAUUCCCCAAACUUGGUGCUGCCAACACUCCAUAUGCUCGAUCAGUCAAUCCAGUGACAGUGCAACCAGGAGCACUCCCAGACCCUGGCCUGCUUUUUGACUCGAUCAUGGCAAGAGACCAGUUUAUACCACAUCCAAAUAGGGUUUCUAGUAUCUUCUUCAACUGGGCCUCCCUCAUCAUUCACGAUCUUUUCCAGACUGAUCACCGCGAUUUUAGCAUUAGCAAAACCUCGAGCUACUUGGACCUUUCCAUCCUCUAUGGUGACACUCAAGAGGACCAGAACGAGAUGAGAACCUUUACGGAUGGAAAGAUAAAACCAGAUUGCUUCGCAGAGGAAAGGCUUUUGGCCUUCCCUCCAGCUUGUGGCGUCAUGCUGAUAAUGUUGAAUCGUUUCCACAACUACGUCGUCGAGCAGCUCGCACUUAUAAACGAGAACGGGCGAUUCAACAAACCGGCAGAUCUUGGGAACCCACAGUCGAAAAAGGCGGCGUGGGCAAAGUAUGACAAUGACCUUUUCCAGACAGGCCGUCUCAUAACCUGCGGGCUCUAUAUCAACAUCACUCUGUACGACUAUCUGCGAACAAUUGUCAAUCUGAACCGUACCAACAGUACUUGGACCCUAGAUCCUAGGCUGGAAAAGGCUGGCAAUUAUGACAAAAAUGGUACUCCACGCGGUGUUGGCAAUCAAGUCAGUGCGGAGUUCAGCCUGUCGUAUCGAUGGCACUCAUGUAUUGGAGAAGGAGAUGAGAAGUGGACCGAAGACAUCUACCAAGAACUAUUCGGGAAGCAACCUCACGAAAUCUCUCUCCAGGAAUUGAUGAUUGGCGUAGGCAAGUAUGACCAUGAUCUUCCCAAAGAUCCACAGAAGAGACCAUUCGCACACCUCAAACGUGGCAUGGAUGGAGAAUUUGACGAUGGAGAUCUUGCCCGGAUUAUGGAGGCUGGAGUUGAGCAAGUGGCCGGCGCAUUUGGCGCAAGAAACAUCCCAAAGUCGAUGCGCGCAAUCACGAUUCUUGGAAUUAUGCAAUCCAGGUCGUGGAACUUGUGCACCUUGAAUGAGUACAGGAAUUUCUUCGGAUUGAAAAAGUAUGACACGUUUGAGGAGGUCAAUAGCGACCCUUACGUCGCAGAGCAGUUGAAACACCUCUACGAGCAUCCUGACUACAUAGAGCUUUACCCAGGACUGGCGAUCGAAGAUUAUAAGGAUCCUAUGGUCCCAGGUGUCGGUAUUUGCCCAACAUACACAAUCUCUCAUGUGGUAUUGGCCGAUGCUGUUGCUCUAGUGCGAGGCGACCGAUUUUACACUCUGGACUGGAGUCCAAAAAAUCUCACAAACUGGGGUUUCAACGAAGUUGCUUACGAUUUGAAUAUCAAUCAAGGAUGUGUGUUCUACAAAUUGAUGCUUCGGGCGCUCCCAAAUCACUUCAAGCCUAACAGCAUCUACGCUCACUACCCCAUGACAAUUCCCGACGAGAAUGCAAAAAUCAUGAAAUCAUUGGGUCGGUAUCAGGAUUACGACUGGAGCCCCCCUUCUUUUAUCCCUCAAAGAGUCAAUAUAUCGUCCUACCAGAACGCGCAGUACAUGCUCACACGAGCCCAGGAGUUUACUGUCAUGUGGAAUGAUGGACUAAGAUCCGUCAUGGGAAUGGAAGGCGAGAGAUUUUGCCUUGGAGGUGACAGUCACCUGUAUCAGAAGCAGCGUCAAACCAUGAAUCAACUGAUUUACCGUGAGAAAUGGAAAGAGAACAUCAGAGACUUCUACGAGAAAAUUACACUUCAACUUCUUCAUGAAAAGAGCUGUAAGGUCGCCAAUAUCAAUCAAGUCGAUCUGACCCGAGAUGUCGGGAAUCUGGCGCAUGUCCAUUUCGCCGCAAAUGUGUUCUUGCUGCCGCUGAAGACGGCACAGAACACGAGAGGUGUCUUUACUGAACAUGAAUUAUGGAUUGCAAUGAGUGUCAUAUUCACUGCAAUCUUCUUCGACUUCGAGCCAACCAAAUCCUUCCCUCUCCAUGUUGUCGCAAAGAAGUUGGCGACUAUGCUGGGGAAGCUGAUCGAAAGCAAUGUCAAAUCAGUCACAGCGACAUCGUUUGCUGCAAAAUUCUUCGACAACUUCAGAGAAAAUGAGAACUCGCUCGCAGACUACGGCAUUCACAUGAUCCGGCGUCUGACAGACACGGGUAUGACCACGAACGCGAUAGCGUUCAGCCAAAUCCUCCCCACGGCCGUUGCGAUGGUACCAAAUCAGUCUCAGGUCUUCACCCAAAUCAUGGACUACUAUCUUGGAGAAGGAAUAUCCCACCUACCUGAAAUCCAAUGUUUGGCAAGAGAGGACGACCAAGAAUCCUUUGGCAAGUUAUUGCGUUACGUCAACGAAGGAAUCAGACUCAAUGGCACCUUUGGAAGCUAUCGACGCAGCAACGUGACCCACGUAUUUCAGGAAGACGGCAAACAGAUUCCAGUCAAACCUGGAGACAAAGUAUUCUGCAGUUUCGUUAGUGCCGCGAGAGACCCAAAGGUAUUUCCAAAUCCUGACCAAGUACGCCUCGACCGUCCCCUUGACUCAUACAUCCACUAUGGUGUUGGGAUCCACACCUGUCUCGGAAAGGACGCCAGCAUGGUGGCUUUGACGGCGAUGUUGAAGACGGUGGGCAAAUUAGAAAAUCUCAGGAGAGCUCCAGGCCCCCAGGGUCAAUUGAAGAAGGUUCGUUUCCCAUAG